Molecule: messenger RNA, 1279 nt
Organism: Fomitopsis serialis
Lineage: Eukaryota; Fungi; Basidiomycota; Agaricomycetes; Polyporales; Fomitopsidaceae
Exons: 7
Source: RefSeq, a predicted model, not a curated record
GGAGGAGCUACCUCCGCCACGAGGGGGGACACCCUCCUGAGAGGGGAAGGGAGCGGGGCCUCAAGCGGCCACCGCUUGUUCCACACCACCACCAGUACAUCACACCGAGAUGUACUGGCCUCGGAUCCGGCACUUGACGUACAGGCUAUCCAUGGGGACUCGACACGAAGGUCAGCUACUCGCACAUCGAGCCAGGGACUCAAUGUGCAUACAUCACAUAGUGUUGUACUGGGAUCGGACGCAGUCACGGGCCGUACAUCCAGCGUUGAGCUCGAUGUACCACCUGUACCACGUGUGUCGAGCGAUCGACUCGACGUACAGAAUACAGGUGACCGUCGCAGCCAUGACCUUACUCGGGAAGCUAGUACCUCGCGCCGCGACGUACCAGCAUUGAACCGACCAGUGACUGUUGACGUGCUGCGUGAGGAGUGCUUCACCCUCCUUGCAGACCAACUUGACCUCGACCUCGACGAGGCUGAGUUUGCGGCGAGUGCUGGCGAGUGGGACAUUUGGGCUCACUGCAAGAGGUCAGCACUUAGCUGUGGGCAUGCCAUCGAGGAGAUGUCCCCGCGACCGAGGACAUAUUCUCGUGCAGCUCGUCGAGCAUGGGACCACUUCCAGAGGGAGCUGGAAGUGGUUCCACUCGAGUUCGACCCUCGACUCAUUGCACCACUUCCUAUGGAGAUGGUGCGACAUUGGGCCUACAACAAGCUGGGAUGUCGACCUCAGGAUGACUCCGACUGGUACAACUCCUCUGAUGAGGAGCCCCGUACCACAACUCGCGAGGAUUACUCUGACCAUGUUGAGUCAGAGUAUCUCUCCGAGUCUGAGCAUCAUAGCUCGUGGGAUUCUUCGGAUCCAGGUUCUGAGGGGACAAACUCAGUAGUAGUCUCUGACUACUAUGAGCAGUCCGAGAUGGAGGAUACCUAUAGUUCUUCUGCACUAUCUGCUGAAGAUGAGGGUAACUCCGAAGAUGCAGACUACUACUCAGAAUCCGAGUAGUAGUCUACAUGACGGUUGCACAACUUGGUCAAGUUGUGUAUGACAAUGGUGAACGGUCAUGUCUGCUCACUGACGCGAAGUAGCUUGUCGCUGUCUACAGUUCGACAUCACCUUUGUCUUGUCGCUACCACCGUUGGGUUGUUGCGUAUAUGUUUCCUUUCUUUCCUUUUUCUCUCUGUUUCUCUGGUUAUCACUGGGACCCGUGGUCGUGUCCAGUGGGGGAGGGUGUAACGGAUAUUCCCGUUACGGUAUGUCUUACCUUAUAUGUUUGUCUUUG